GGGCCGGGCUGAGGGCACACGCGGCGUGCUCGCUCCCGGAAGCGGCGGUCUACUCGGAGCCGGCACGGCGCAGGAUGGCCGGGUUGUGCAGGGAAGGCUACGCUGCGUCGCGACUUCUGUCAGGGAAGCGGCGUUCUGAGCCGAAUCGCGAGGAGCAGCCACAAGAGCCCCCUCUCCUCUGUGACUCUGGUUCCAGCCUCUCUGACAGCGAGGAAAGUGUGUAUUCAGGCCUGGAAGAUUCUGGCAGUGAUAGUGAGGAAGACAAUGAAAGCGUGGAAGACAAUGAAAGUGUGGAUGUAGCUGGUUGUGAUGAGGACAGCGGUGGAACGGAGGAGACCCCUGGGGAGCAGCAACAGGCUGGUUCCUGUCAAAUGAGCAAAGAUGAGUAUGAAGAGGAGGACAGCUCUGAUGAGGAGGACAUCCGGAACACUGUGGGCAAUGUGCCCCUGGCAUGGUAUGAUGACUUCCCACAUGUGGGCUAUGAUCUGGAUGGGAAACGCAUCUACAAACCCCUGCGGACACGGGAUGAACUGGACCAGUUUCUGGACAAAAUGGAUGAUCCAGAUUACUGGCGUACAGUGCAAGACAAGAUGACAGGACAUGACCUACGGCUGACUGAUGAGCAGGUGGCCCUAGUGCAGAGGCUGCAGAAGGGCCAGUUUGGAGAUGAAAGCUUCAACCCAUAUGAGCCAGCCAUAGACUUCUUCAGUGGCAACAUCAUGAUCCAUCCUGUGACCAACCGCCCAGCUGACAAGCGCAGCUUUAUUCCAUCCUUGGUGGAGAAGGAGAAGGUGUCUCGCAUGGUACAUGCCAUUAAGAUGGGCUGGAUUCAGCCUCGAAGGCCCAGAGACACCAGCCCUAGCUUCUAUGACCUAUGGGCCCAGGAGGAUCCCAACGCCGUGCUGGGGCGCCACAAGAUGCAUGUGCCUGCACCCAAGCUGGCCCUGCCUGGCCAUUCUGAAUCCUACAACCCACCUCCUGAGUAUCUGCCCACUGAGGAGGAGCGUUUGGCAUGGAUGCAGCAGGAGCCUGGUGAGAGGAAGCUUAACUUCCUACCACGGAAGUUCCUGAGCCUGAGGGCAGUGCCUGCUUAUGGUCGCUUCAUCCAGGAGCGUUUUGAGCGCUGUCUUGAUUUGUAUCUGUGCCCACGGCAGCGCAAGAUGAGGGUGAAUGUGGAUCCUGAAGACCUCAUCCCCAAACUUCCUUUGCCAAGGGACCUACAGCCAUUCCCUGUGUGCCAGGCUUUGGUCUACAGGGGACACAGUGACCUUGUCCGCUGCCUCAGUGUCUCCCCAGGGGGCCAGUGGCUGGCUUCAGGCUCAGACGAUGGCUCACUAAGGUUCUGGGAAGUAUCCACUGCCCGCUGUAUGAGGACUGUGCCUGUGGGAGGUGUGGUACGGAGCAUUGCCUGGAACCCCAACCCUGCCAUAUGCCUAGUAGCUGCAUCCAUGGAUGAUGCAGUGCUGCUACUAAACCCAGCCUUGGGGGACCGGCUGUUGGUGGGCAGCACAGACCAACUGCUGGAUGCCUUCAUGCCACCUGAGGAGCCAACCCUGCAGCCUGCUCGCUGGCUGGAAGCCUCGGAGGAAGAACGCCAGAGGGGCCUGCGACUACGCAUCUGCCAUAGCAAGCCAGUGAUACAGGUGACCUGGCAUGGGCGAGGAGACUAUUUGGCUGUGGUGCUGGCCAGCCCAGGACACACCCAGGUACUGAUCCACCAACUGAGCAGGCGGCGCAGCCAGAGCCCAUUCCGCCGCAGCCACGGACAGGUGCAGCGUGUGGCAUUCCAUCCUACCCGGCCCUUCCUGCUUGUGGCCUCUCAGCGCAGUGUCCGAAUUUACCACCUGCUGCGCCAGGAGCUUACCAAGAAACUGAUGCCCAACUGCAAGUGGGUAUCUAGCCUGGCUGUGCACCCAGCAGGUGACAAUAUCAUCUGUGGCAGCUAUGACAGCAAACUGGUGUGGUUUGACCUAGAUCUUUCCACCAAGCCAUACAAAGUGUUGAGGCACCACAAGAAGGCCCUGCGGGCUGUGGCCUUCCACCCCAGAUACCCGCUCUUUGCAUCCGGCUCAGAUGACGGCACUGUCAUUGUCUGCCAUGGCAUGGUGUACAACGACCUGCUGCAGAAUCCACUGCUGGUACCAGUCAAGGUGCUUAAAGGGCACACACUGACCCGAGACCUGGGUGUUCUGGAUGUGGCCUUCCAUCCUACGCAGCCAUGGAUCUUCUCCUCCGGAGCAGACAGUACCAUCCGACUCUUCAGCUAGGCUGCUGCACGGCUGUGAAUGGCCUGGAGCAGGGUGGUGUGCGUAUGCAGUCUUCAAUAGAAACCUUCCUCACCCAACA
This is a messenger RNA of Nannospalax galili (Upper Galilee mountains blind mole rat), 2346 nucleotides long. It is a transcript of the gene Bop1, whose product is annotated as BOP1 ribosomal biogenesis factor. Bases 75 to 2267 code for a protein of 730 amino acids. Gene Ontology annotation, biological process: maturation of LSU-rRNA from tricistronic rRNA transcript (SSU-rRNA, 5.8S rRNA, LSU-rRNA); ribosome biogenesis. Gene Ontology annotation, molecular function: protein binding; ribonucleoprotein complex binding. The record is from RefSeq and is a predicted model, not a curated record. The transcript is spliced from 16 exons. Lineage: Eukaryota; Metazoa; Chordata; Mammalia; Rodentia; Spalacidae. Gene Ontology annotation, cellular component: PeBoW complex; preribosome, large subunit precursor.